This is a messenger RNA of Aspergillus ibericus CBS 121593, 696 nucleotides long. RefSeq names its product copper transporter family protein. Gene Ontology annotation, cellular component: plasma membrane. Gene Ontology annotation, molecular function: copper ion transmembrane transporter activity. The transcript is spliced from 2 exons. Gene Ontology annotation, biological process: copper ion transmembrane transport; intracellular copper ion homeostasis. The record is from RefSeq and is a predicted model, not a curated record. Lineage: Eukaryota; Fungi; Ascomycota; Eurotiomycetes; Eurotiales; Aspergillaceae. The coding region runs from base 1 to 696 and encodes 231 amino acids.
AUGGAUAUGGCCAGCACCUCCACCACCAUGGCCGGUAUGUCCAUGUCCAUGGCCACAUCUUCUUCAUCUUCCACAUCCACCUCCAUGACUAUGGCCAUGGCUACGUCAACCUCCAUGUCGAUGCCCAUGUCCACCUCCUCCUCCUCCUCCUCCUCCUCCUCUUCAAUGGACAUGUCCAGCAUGUCCAUGUCCAUGGUCUUCACCAACUCCCACGACACCCCGCUCUUCUCCUCCCAAUGGACUCCCUCCUCCAGCGGUACCUACGCCGGCACCUGCAUCUUCCUCAUCGUCCUCGCCAUCAUCGGCCGCUGUCUCGUCGCCUUCAAAGCCCUCAUGGAGCGUCGCUGGCUCGACGCCCACCUCAACCGUCGUUACGUCGCUAUCUCCGGCAAAUCCACCGAAGCUGGGCGCAUCGAAGCCGAUCCCGACGCCAAAGUCGCCAGUCUGGUCACAGCCCAGGGUGUCGAGGAGAAAGUCAAGGUCGUGCGGAAAGUAUCGCACCAACCGCUUCCUUGGCGCUUUAGUGUCGAUCUGCCCCGGGCUAUCAUGUAUCUCUUCAUCACGGGUGUUUCUUAUCUACUGAUGUUGGCUGUCAUGACCAUGAACGUGGGAUACUUCUGCUCUGUCCUGGCAGGUGCCUUCUUAGGCGAGCUGGCCGUGGGCCGAUUCAUCCAGUGGAAUGAGCAUGAUCAUUAA